AUGACAGUAGCGUCAGACACGUCCCCACGUGCAAUACGCGCUGCUCGACGAGGGGGGGCAGCGCCGCCGCGGGUGCAGCAACAGGAGGGGCGGGUGGAUGUAAGGGCAACUGGGGAGGCUGGGGUGGAGGCUGUGGGGGCUGAGGAAGGGGGAACGGGUUCUGCCGAGGCUGCUGCUGCUGUCGGUCUUGGGGCGGUCCCACCGGCGCGAGCUGCUGCUGCGGCUGCGCUGGAGCUGGCGGAGUCGGGGCCGGCGGCGCCUGCGGUGGCGGGGAUUGCGGGGGGAGUGCCUGCUGCAUUGCCAGACGACGCCUCUGACGACGUCUCAGCCCCCCACCCCGCUGCCACGCCCCAGAUCCAGUCGACCCCGGCAGUGCGGGGUCCAGCGGCGGAGCGGGAGGGAACGGUGGCACCUGGGGAGCUGGCGGCCGUUGCGGCUGAGGCUGGGGCGGCAGGACCUGGUCUGGCGGCUGUGUCUGCCGCUGUGCCGGAGGUGGUGCUGCCGUUGGAGGAGACUGGUGUGGCUGCCGCGGCUGAGGCGACGGAGUUGGCCGAGGGAGCGCCACCGGCAGAGAUGGAAGGGGCAGCGUUUGCUGCGGCUGCAGCAGCCGCCACCUCUGUCGACGGCUUAAUUUCACCCUCUGGGGCAGGUCGGGCAGCGUUGCCGCUACGUGAGGAUGGGGGCCCGGCGGCGGAGGAGUUACAGACGGCACCAGGCUGGGCGGAUUCCCCGGCACCACUCGGGACGGCUGAGAUUGCUGCGGUCGUGGCUGGAGCGGCGAGGCGACAGAGAGGAUCCCCGUCCGAAGAGACUGCGCCGACUGUUGCUGAGUCCGCCGGAACUUCUGUUGCUGCCGCGGCCGCAAACACGCAGGGGCACGGCCAGGCGGGGGGUGAUAGACCGGGUCCCGGGGCCGGCGCCGUUGCCGGCGCCUCUCACGGGAAGACGGGGAGGAAGCUUCGCGUUUAG
Closterium sp. Yama58-4 is the source of this 969-nucleotide messenger RNA. Lineage: Eukaryota; Viridiplantae; Streptophyta; Zygnematophyceae; Desmidiales; Closteriaceae. The record is from the annotation of a GenBank genome assembly.